Molecule: messenger RNA, 3297 nt
Organism: Ostrea edulis (European flat oyster)
Lineage: Eukaryota; Metazoa; Mollusca; Bivalvia; Ostreida; Ostreidae
Product: metallophosphoesterase 1-like
Exons: 10
Coding region: 199-1425 (408 amino acids)
Biological process (GO): GPI anchor biosynthetic process
Molecular function (GO): hydrolase activity
Source: RefSeq, a predicted model, not a curated record
AAAAUUUCAAAAUGGCAGCUCCCAUGAAUUAAGUACACUGCACAGCUCAGUACAUGAUGAUGAACACAGUCCCCUGGUACAGACUUGAUGUCACAGCAUAUUACAAACUGAAAUUUAACAUGGUAUUGGAAGCUAUACGUUGAACACAUCUGUUCAGCAUAAAUUUUGAGAGGAAAUGGAUUAUUACAAUCAUCUUUCAUGACAACUACAAUAUUCGAAUGUCUCUGUCACUCACUGGGUGCUAUGAGUUGGAUCAUCAUUCAGUUACCCGGGAUGUUCUGUUUCUUUUUACGGACUCGAAGACUCGUUCGCUUUUUUUUCUUAGUCAUUUGCUUAUUGCUGUAUUGUGAAUUUUUUCAUUACUACAUAGUAUUGUUAUUCUGUAAGUGGCCAAUAUUAAGCAUGGAUGCUGCUCAAUUACCAUCCAAAUCCAAACCUCUCAAAGUGAUGAUUCUGGCAGAUACUCACAUACUGGGAUGGCGGGAGGGACACUGGUUUGAUAAACUUAGAAGAGAAUGGCAAAUGGAAAGAUCAUUUCAAAGCAGUAUGACUGUUCACAGUCCAGAUGUGGUGUUCAUUUUAGGUGAUCUCUUGGAUGAAGGCAAGUGGUGUUCUAAAGCCGAGUUUAAUUAUCAUGUUAACCGCUUCAAGAGGAUGUUUGCCACGCCCACUGGUGUUGAAACUUACGUAGUGACUGGGAACCACGAUGUUGGAUUCCAUUAUAUGAUGUCGGAGCAGAAUCACAGGAGGUUUGAGGAAGCUUUCUCUGCACCAUCUGUUCAGAUGCUAGAAAUUCAGGGCAAGGCCUUCAUCCUCAUGAACAGCAUGGCUAUGGAAGGUGAUGGUUGUAGCCUUUGUUUAGAGGCUGUAGCAGCGAUGGAGAAAAUCUCACUCCAGCUCAAGUGUUCUCAGGGAGGGUUAAAUAAAAAGAAAAUGUCUUCUGCAUGCAAGAAAAUGAAGAAGGUGACUACUCAACCCAUUCUCAUGCAGCAUUUUCCCAUGUUUCGUCCAUCUGAUCACAAUUGUUCUACUCCUGAUGCUGCCCCACCUGAAGAAAUAGACAUCCCAUUUCGUCCAAAGUUCGACUGUUUAUCAAAGAAAGCAUCAGAGCAGGUUUUUAAUUGGGUGAAUCCAAGACUUAUUGUAAGUGCCCACACCCACCAUGGCUGCUAUCGUAUCCAUGACAACGGUGUACCAGAGUGGACAGUCGCCUCAUUUAGUUGGAGAAACAAAAGAGGGCCAAGUUUUUUAUUGGCUGUAAUAUCAGAUACUGACUUCAACAUAAAUCAGUGCUUUCUUCCCAACGAAAACACCGUCUUCUCCAUUUACAUCACCGGCGUAAUUCUAAUUCUGUUAUUCUUACUGUUACCAAGGAAACACCAUCAUGUGACUAGCUGUGUUGAUUUAUCUGAUAAAUCAAGCUAAUCAGAAAUUGCAGUGUGUGUUGACUGUGCAGUGUGUGUUGACUGUGCAGUGUGUGUUGACUGUGCAGUGUGCGUUGACUGUGCAAUGUGUGUUGACUGUUCAAUGUGCGUUGACUGUGCAGUGUGUGUUGACUGUGCAGUGUGUGUUGACUGUGAAAUGUGUGUUGACUGUGCAGUGUGUGUUGACUGUGCAAUGUGCUUCCUGUGUCUUUCCAACCCACCACAAAGUGUUGGUUUACUUGUAUUUAUACGCAGAAUGUAACACAUGUAUAAAAGAAGUUAUCACUCAGUAACAAUGCCCUAUAUACAUGUACAUAAAAUGCUGCAGUAGAAAAAUAAUGCUGACUCUACAGCUGUGGUCCAUCUUUAUUGUUGAUUAAUUGUAUAUCUGUUGAUUAAUUGUAAAUCUGUUGAUUAAUUGUAUAUCUGUUGAUUAAUUGUAAAUCUGUUGAUUAAUUUUAUAUCUGUUGAUUAAUUGUAUAUCUGUUGAUUAAUUGUAAAUCUGUUGAUUAAUUUUAUAUCUGUUGAUUAACACAAUAACUUUACAAACGACUAAGCAUAUGCAGGUAGUUUUACAAAUUCUGUUAGUAUUAGUGAAACACAUUUUUCCUACAUGUAAGUUUGGCCAUGUUCAGUUGUUGCUGCAGUCAUUUGGCAAAUUUUCCAUUGAUGAAUGACUGAAAUCAGUCAUAUAUAUUUUACCUUGACCUUUCAGUUCAGCAUGAAUUCUCUAUUGUGUAUACCGGUAGUUUAAAAAGGUGCACGCAUUGGCAAGAUUGUGAAUCACUGUUUUUGUUGCCUAUUACUUGUGUAUCAUUCUGAUCAAGAAUUAGAGGUAGUUAUAAAAUUUUCAAAUAACAUCUCUUAUUGUAAAAAGAAUGUAAAUAAGAAAAAUUAUUACAAAUGAUGUAGCUAUCUAGAUACAUUAUGUUUACACGUGUAGCAAAUGAAGCGCAGAGUAGGAACAGGAAAUGAUCUCAGACUGUCGUGCAAAAAGAGUAAACAUGAUUGUUACUGAUUUAGAUAAAGUAAUGGAUUUUUAUUUUUUACUUUGAGUUUAUUAGUUGUUUAAAAGUGUAUGUAUUGAAUGUCUACUAUGUCUUUCCAGUGAUUGUCUGAAAAAUGAUAAUCAAGAAUCGCCAUUCCCUUUUUUAACAGUAGAUGAAUUUGAUAAUUUUCUUGUAUACUAGUAAUUAAUGGUUAUGGGAAAUGUAUUUAGAAAGGUGACCAGUCUUACAAAAUUUAAUCUUCUAUUGAUAUGCUAUUUCAGUACAGCGUAGCUAGUAUGCAGAUAUGUGUUACUCCUAACUUUACACCUACUUACUCAUACUCGAGGUUUGGUGCCAUUAUCAUGGCAAAGGAACUAAAUACUAUUUAUUUAGACAUAUACUUUCAAGUUCAAAGGACAAGUUUUAUCUGAAAGCCAAAUUUGGCUUAUGAGACACAAUGUCUUAUGUGUAAUUUUAUGCUUAAAAUUUUUAUUCAUUUCUUUCUUGUUACAUACAGUGUCAGGUAACAUUAUCAUUAAUUUAUUUUGCAGAGUAAUGUUAUUAUCAGGCAUUACGCACAACUGUUCAGUUUUGAGAUUUUCAAAUGUCAGUGCAGAAUCCCGAGUUAAGGUUAUAAGGAAGUAGGAGUCGGUUUCAUGAUAUUGUCACUUCAAAUGUAUGUUUCUUAAAUUUCUGUAAAUUGAGCAGUAGUAUGGUUUAAAAAAAAAAUAGUGUGUGAAAAAAGAAAUCAAAAUAUUAUUACAUUGUAUCAUCAUUAUUGUUCUUUUUUGUUUGUUUUUUAAUCAAUUUUAUAAUAUGCAAUAUAUAUAUAUAUAUAUAUAUAUAAUUCUAUUUCAUACUGAUUAAAUCCAAAGUUAAUUGUU